Messenger RNA from Jaculus jaculus (lesser Egyptian jerboa), 891 nucleotides. RefSeq names its product family with sequence similarity 71 member F2 (gene Garin1a). The coding region runs from base 1 to 891 and encodes 296 amino acids. The transcript is spliced from 5 exons. Lineage: Eukaryota; Metazoa; Chordata; Mammalia; Rodentia; Dipodidae. The record is from RefSeq and is a predicted model, not a curated record. Gene Ontology annotation, cellular component: nucleus.
AUGAGUAAAAUUCGGGGCCUCCCUCCAGCCAUCAGGGAAACAGGCCCUGGAGUGGAACUUGGGGUAGAAGAUGGCCUUCUUUGUCAACUGAUUCAUUCUCCAGAGUUCAACCUGUUCUCUGACUCGGUGGUGUUUGAAAGCACCUUCAUCCAGGUCACUAAGCAAGGGAACCGGAUGAAUAACUGCGAAGGAUCUGCCACCAUAAUCCUCGGGGUAACAUCUUCAGUGCCUUCCUUGCCACUCCCCAACGUCCUCCUGAUGGCCAAUGUCACCUGGCCUCAGGAUCAGUUUUCCAACUGGACCACAUCUAGUGUUGCGCCCAUCAUCACCCUCAGCAGGAUUCUCCCCCUGAAGUAUGUGGAGCUACAAAUCUGUGACCGGUCCCAACGCAUCCUACGGGUUAGGACAGUCACUGAAAAGAUCUACUACCUGAGGCUCCACGACCAACAUCCGCAGGCUGUGUUUCAGUUCUGGAUCCGCUUGGUGAACAUUCUGCAGAAAGGUCUAUCCAUCACCACCAAGGACCCAAGGAUCCAGUUCACUCACUGCCUGGUUCCCAAGAUACCCAGCUCCUCCACUGAAGCAACACCUGAAAACAGCUUCCCGCCAUCUUCCCAGUCCAGCGAAACCCUAAGGCUGCUGGCAGCGGAGCAGAAGAGCAGCGGUCUUCUGGAAUUCUCAAGAAGGCCUCAGCUCACAGCAGACAGAUGCACCAACAUUAAAAUAAACAAGUCCAACAGUCAGACACCCAAGCCAGUGGCAUCUCCGAUCAAUCUGAAUGCACCCAUGAGAGCUACCUUGAGCCACAGCCUCUGGGAACAAGACCCUAACGAGAACUUCCUGCAGGCUCCUGUAGCCAGCUCCCUCGGAGAGAACCUUUUGGGACCCUGA